CAACCAGCAAUCAAAGUCAUGGCGAAGAACAUUGGUAAUGGUGCUGACAAGGCAACAUCGGAACAAGCUGGCAACCUGGCUGGCCAGUUUCCGGUAUGUAUUGGUGCUCGUCUCAUGCUAACCCAUAAUAUCUGGCAACCAGCAGGCCUAGUCAAUGGCGCCCGAGGAACAGUAUAUGACAUCGGUUGGGCCCCUGGUGCUGAUGCACAUCGUGACCCGCCAUGUGUCAUCAUGAUGGUGAUGGAUAAGUAUGCCGGGCCGUCAUAUUCAACCACAGACGACGGGCGCGAGGUAGUACCCAUACUCCCAGUAAAGCGAGACUUCUUUCUGGGGACAUCCGCGUGUACACGAAAGCAGUUCCCACUUCUG
Fusarium redolens is the source of this 369-nucleotide messenger RNA. RefSeq lists its product as uncharacterized. The transcript has a single exon. The record is from RefSeq and is a predicted model, not a curated record. The annotation marks the transcript as partial. Lineage: Eukaryota; Fungi; Ascomycota; Sordariomycetes; Hypocreales; Nectriaceae.